AUGCGGAGCAGUCAACUUGCUAUUGAGGACCCUGCAACUGGAGAGAUCUUUGCUCAUUGCCAUGCGGCAUCGACCGAAGAUGUCGAGAAUGCCGUGCAAGUUGCACAAAAGGCCUUCAAGUCUGGUGUCUGGUCAAAAGCCCCACGCCACGUCAGAGCAGACACGCUCGACACGAUGGCAGACCUUUUGACAAAAAAGAUGCCGCAUUUGAUCGAGCUUGAAGUGCGACAGACUGGCAGAGCGAUCCGAGAGAUGAACGCGCAGGUGCCGACGCUCGUGAAGUGGUUCAAAUACUACGCCUCGCUCAUCAGGACCGAAGAGCGAUCAGUUCUGCCGACCAUGGGAAAGCUGCACAACUGGGUAGAUCGCAAGCCUCUUGGUGUUGUCGCACAGAUCACACCCUUCAACCACCCCAUGCUUAUCGCUGUCAAGAAGAUUGCACCUGCGUUGGCCGCCGGAAACUCGAUAGUCCUGAAGCCAAGCGAGCUCACACCUCUCACCAGUAUCGAGCUGGGAAAGCUGUUCAAGGAGGCUGGUCUGCCUGACGGUGUAUUCAACGUGAUCACAGGAAACGGUCUUACCACAGGCAAAGCGCUUGUCGAACACCCUCUGAUUAAGAAAGUUGACGUGACUGGUGGAACGCCUGCCGGCCGCGCUAUUGGUGCUAUUGCAGGACGCAACCUUGCGCACUACACUGCGGAGCUUGGAGGAAAAGCUCCUCUCAUCAUCUUUGAGAAGGCGCACACUGAUCUCGCAGUCAACGGCGUCGUAUUCGCAAGCUUCAUUGCGAGUGGCCAGACUUGUGUCGCAGCGACCCGCAUCAUUGUGCAGAACAGCAUUAUCGGUCAGGUGGUCGAAAAGCUGAAGAGCAAAGUACAGAGCAUUGAGCAAAGGAUGGGAUCCCCCAAGAACGUCGAGUCGAUGAUGGGACCUCUCAUCUCCGCAAAGCAGCUUGCGAAUGUUCGGACUCUGGUUGACGAUGCCGUAGAGUCAGGCGUAAAAGUCGUCACUGGUGGUCAAAGAAUGACAGGAACCUCAUCGCUGGACUCAACAGAUUUCUCCAAGGGCUACUUCUUCCCGCCCACAAUACUGGCGGACAGCGCAACAAAGAAAAUCGCCGAUACCCGAAUUUGGACAGAAGAGGCUUUCGGCCCUGUCAUCGUAGUCGUCGGCUUCGACACUGAAGAGGAGGCGCUCGAUCUUGCGAAUGAUAGCGAGUUCGGUUUGGGUGCAGCAAUCUGGACGCAAGAUCUGUCCCAGGCUUUCAGAAUCACAGAGAACAUCGAAAGCGGCAUUUGCUGGGUCAACACGCAUCAUCGAAACGACCCCAGCAGUCCGUGGGGCGGCAUUAAGAGCUCGGGUGUUGGGAGUGAGAACGGUGUUGAUGCGUACCAUGCGUAUACUACAGCGAAGUCUACGAUUAUCAACUAUGCUACCGCGGAAGAAGGUCUGGCGACUGAUGACUGGUUCAGGGAGGGCACGGGCGAGGUCAGGUAUGGUUGA
Messenger RNA from Ascochyta rabiei, 1503 nucleotides. RefSeq lists its product as uncharacterized. The transcript is spliced from 2 exons. Lineage: Eukaryota; Fungi; Ascomycota; Dothideomycetes; Pleosporales; Didymellaceae. The record is from RefSeq and is a predicted model, not a curated record. Bases 1 to 1503 code for a protein of 500 amino acids. Gene Ontology annotation, molecular function: aldehyde dehydrogenase (NAD+) activity.